GGGGAGUGGCGGCGGCGGCGGCGGCCUGGGACGGCUGCCUCGGCUCAGCUUGUUCGGCUCGGCUUGCUCGGCUCGGCCCGGCCCGGCCAUGCUGCUGGGCGCCCCGCGGCUCCCGGGCCGCUGCCUGGGGCUGCUGCUCCCGCUCCUUGCGCGCGGGUACCGCGGCGAGGCGGUGGCGGCCGUCGGGUCGCGCCCCGACGCGAGCUCCGCGCUCUACCAGGAGAACUAUGAACGAAUGAAGGCACUGGUAACUGAGCUACAAGAACAAGCAGAAAAAAUCAGGUUAGGAGGUGGGGAAAAAGCUCGUAAGCUUCAUACAUCAAGAGGAAAGCUGUUACCCAGAGAGAGAAUUGACAAGCUUAUUGAUCCUGGAUCUCCAUUUUUGGAGUUCUCCCAGUUCGCUGGUUACCAGUUGUAUGGUAAUGAAGAGGUACCUGCAGGAGGCAUUAUCACAGGCAUUGGACGAGUAUCUGGGACGGAAUGCUUGAUUGUUGCUAAUGAUGCAACUGUCAAAGGUGGUACCUAUUAUCCCAUCACUGUUAAGAAACAUUUACGUGCUCAAGAAAUUGCAAUGCAAAAUCAUCUCCCUUGCCUUUAUUUGGUUGAUUCAGGUGGAGCAAAUUUACCUCGGCAAGCAGAGGUAUUUCCAGAUCGAGAUCAUUUUGGCCGUAUUUUCUAUAAUCAAGCAGUCAUGUCCUCACAAGGAAUUCCACAGAUAGCAGUAGUCAUGGGAUCCUGUACAGCAGGAGGAGCAUACGUACCUGCAAUGGCUGAUGAAAGUAUUAUUGUUGGCAAACAGGGAACAAUAUUCCUGGGAGGGCCACCGCUGGUUAAAGCAGCAACAGGUGAACAGGUAUCAGCAGAGGAUCUUGGAGGGGCAGAUCUUCACUGCAGAAAAUCUGGUGUAACAGAUCAUUAUGCUUUGGAUGACAAUCAUGCACUUCAUCUGGCAAGGAAAGUUGUAAGAAGUUUGAAUCUGCAGAAGAAAGUAGAUGUGACUAUAGAACCAUCAGAAGAACCUUUAUUUCCAGCUGAUGAAAUAUAUGGAAUAGUUGGUGAUCAGCUGAAAAGAAAUUUUGAUGUCAAAGAGGUCAUCGCUAGAAUUGUAGAUGGAAGUAGAUUUGAUGAAUUCAAAGCCUUGUAUGGGGAUACUUUAGUUACAGGAUUUGCAAGAAUUUUCGGUUACCCAGUAGGAAUUAUUGGAAACAAUGGAGUUCUUUUCUCGGAGUCAGCAAAAAAGGGUACACAUUUUAUCCAGUUGUGUUGCCAGAGAAAUAUUCCCAUUGUGUUUUUGCAGAAUAUUACUGGUUUCAUGGUAGGCAGAGAAUAUGAAGCUGGAGGGAUAGCAAAAGAUGGUGCCAAGAUGGUAACUGCUGUAGCUUGUGCCAAUGUACCUAAAAUAACCGUCAUUAUCGGUGGCUCUUACGGAGCUGGAAACUAUGGGAUGUGUGGAAGAGCAUAUAGUCCAAGAUUUUUGUAUAUGUGGCCAAAUGCUCGCAUAUCGGUGAUGGGAGGGGAACAAGCUGCAACUGUUCUAGCUACAAUAGCUAAGGAUCAAAAAGCAAGGGAGGGAAAACAGUUGUCUGAGGCGGAUGAAGCAGCUUUGAAGGAGCCAAUCAUUAGGAGGUUUGAGGAAGAAGGAAACCCUUAUUAUUCCAGUGCAAGCUGGGAAGGGGGAGAGAUGCAGCGGCCCCGUGGGCACCUGGAAUCAAGCAAAGGUCAACCCACCACAGAAAUUCUGAAAAUACUUGAAUUUUUUUCUGGCUUUUUAAUGAUGAAAGAAUAAACACUUGUAUAAUCCUCAUCUGGCAGUUGAAUUAACCUGAAUAGUGUAAAUAAUGAUGUGACAUAAUUCUUGAAGUGCAAGUAUUCUUAAUAGAAUUAGAUAGGUCAUUGACAAAAGGUCAUUCUCCACAUGAACAUUAACAGGCAAAGAGGGCUUUUUUUCUUAAAGGAGAUGAUUAAGUAUGAAGAAUCUAUUUAAAAUAUGUAGGUCGGACAUUCUUCACUUAGCUAAAAUGUAAACAUUGUUCUAGAAGACAAAUUCCAUGGAGUAAUGCAUACCAGUCUAUUGCAUUGAUGAACAGCAUGAAUUGACUCCAUUGUUUUAAGUACAAUUUGGCUCU
Molecule: messenger RNA, 2126 nt
Organism: Motacilla alba alba
Lineage: Eukaryota; Metazoa; Chordata; Aves; Passeriformes; Motacillidae
Gene: MCCC2
Product: methylcrotonoyl-CoA carboxylase 2
Exons: 17
Coding region: 89-1786 (565 amino acids)
Biological process (GO): L-leucine catabolic process
Cellular component (GO): mitochondrion; methylcrotonoyl-CoA carboxylase complex
Molecular function (GO): methylcrotonoyl-CoA carboxylase activity
Source: RefSeq, a predicted model, not a curated record